Molecule: messenger RNA, 2670 nt
Organism: Nerophis lumbriciformis (worm pipefish)
Lineage: Eukaryota; Metazoa; Chordata; Actinopteri; Syngnathiformes; Syngnathidae
Source: RefSeq, a predicted model, not a curated record
AUGGACAUCUUUCCUCGGCCCAGUGGAGAGAUCCAGCGGAGAAACCCCCAGCAUGACUUUGAGCUCAUCCAGAGGGUCGGAAGCGGCACCUAUGGGGACGUCUACAAGGCUCGCAACAUCCAAACCGGAGAGCUGACUGCCGUUAAGAUCAUCAAACUGGAAGCAGGGGACGACUUUUCCAUCAUCCAGCAGGAAAUCUUCAUGGUGAAAGAAUGCAUGCACCACAACAUUGUGGCCUACUUCGGGAGCUACCUCUGUCGAGAGAAGCUUUGGAUCUGCAUGGAGUACUGCGGCGGGGGGUCCCUGCAGGACAUUUAUCACGUGACAGGUCCUCUGUCGGAGAUGCAGAUUGCGUACGUCUGCCGAGAGACUUUACAGGGUUUGGGAUACCUGCACACCAAGGGCAAGAUGCACCGUGACAUUAAGGGCGCCAACAUACUUUUGACAAAUGACGGAGACGUCAAGUUGGCCGAUUUUGGCGUCGCUGCAAAAAUAACAGCCACUAUCGCCAAAAGAAAGUCCUUCAUCGGGACACCUUACUGGAUGGCUCCGGAAGUGGCGGCGGUAGAGAAGAAUGGCGGCUAUAACCAGCUGUGUGACAUCUGGGCAGUGGGCAUCACAUCUAUCGAGCUGGCCGAGUUGCAGCCCCCCAUGUUUGAUCUGCACCCGAUGAGAGCCUUGUUUCUUAUGUCAAAGAGCAGUUUCCAGCCACCCAAGCUAAAAGACAAAAACAAAUGGUCCGCUGCUUUCCACAACUUUGUUAAAGUGUCCCUGACCAAGAACCCCAAGAAGAGGCCCACAGCAGAAAAACUCCUUUCACAUGUGUUCGUGGCGCAGACGGGCUUGACGAGGCGGCUGGCCGUCGACCUCAUGGACAAGAUGAACAACCCUGACAACCAUCAGCAUUACAGUGAAGCGGAUGACGACGACAUUGAGCCUCUCUCCGUGGUUCGACACACCAUCCGUUCCACCAAUAAGCAUGCUCGGGCUGAGAGGACGCGCUCUGAGAUGGCCUUCGACAAGCUGCAGUUCGAACCGCCGCUGCGGAAGGAAACCGAAGCCCAUUCAGAAAUGGAUGUGAGUAAAGAUAAUGACUUCCCGUCCCCAUGGAGCCCCUUUGCUGAGGGAGGAAUAACAGCCAGGAGUCUCCUCAAAAGCGUUGAGGACGAGUUGUUCCAACGGGGACACGUCGCUCACCUCCAGGACGCCUUGGAAGAAGUGGAACUAUCCACACUCAAACCAGGGUAUCCUCCCCCUCGGCCACCAAAGCCUCGCUUGCACAGCCCCUCUGAGGAGGCAGGCCCCAACGACGAGCGCUCGCUGACGGUGCGACGCUUCCCAAAUGUGGAAAACGGUCCGGGCCAGGCGGCGCGACGCCGGAGCACGCCAGAACACGGCAACAAGGUCGGGAGCUCUUCACCGGACUACCUCUCGGUCAGCGUCAGCAGCCCUGGCCUCCUGUCACACACCUCGGAUCAAGACGACGACUCAGACGAAAGUGUGAAUGGCGACGGUCCCAAGCCGGCACCCAACCGCGCGCAUCGGAGGCUCAAAAAAGAUUAUCCCAAACCUGCCAUCAACGGUUUACCGCCCACGCCCAAAGUGCUGAUGGGCGCUUGUUUCUCUAAAGUGUUUGACGGGUGUCCACUGAAGAUCAACUGCGCCACAUCCUGGAUCCAUCCAGACACCAAAGACCAGUACCUGAUCUUUGGGACAGAGGACGGCAUCUAUACGCUUAAUUUGAACGAGCUACAUGAGGCUACCAUGGAGCAGCUGUUCCCCAGGAAGUGCACGUGGCUGUACGUUAUCAACAACAACCUGAUGUCUUUGUCCGAAGGGAAAAACUUCCAGCUGUACUCCCACAACCUCAUUGGGCUCUUUGAGCAGCUGAAGAAACCAGGCUUGGCCGCGCAGUUUCAGACACACCGCUUCCCCGACAAGAUUCUGCCCAGGAGGUUUGCCUUGACGACCAAGAUCCCCGACACAAAGGGCUGUCACAAGUGCUGCAUCGUGAGGAACCCCUACACAGGCCACAAGUACUUGUGCGGUGCGCUGCAGUCCGGCAUUGUCCUCCUUCAGUGGUAUGAGCCCAUGCAGAGGUUUAUGCUCAUCAAGCACUUUGACUUCCCGCUCCCCAGCCCGCUGAAAGUGUUCGAGAUGCUGGUGGUGCCUGAGCAAGAGUACCCGCUGCUUUGCGUGGCCAUCAGCCAGGGUGCUGAGCCCGGACAGGUGGUGCGCUUCGAGACCAUCAAUCUCAACUCCUGCUCUUCAUGGUUCACCGAGAUAGGAACCAGUAAUCAGCAGGUGGAUGCUAUCCAUGUUACCCAGCUAGAAAGAGACACCGUAUUGGUGUGUUUGGACCAAAAUUUGAAGAUUGUCAACCUUCAAGGCAAAUUGAAGUCCAAUAAGAAGCUGGCAUCCGAACUCAGUUUUGACUUUGGUAUCGGAUCAGUUGUGUGCCUCCAGGAUAGCGUUUUGGCCUUCUGGAAGCACGGAAUGCAGGGCAAGAGCUUCAAAUCCAACGAGGUGACGCAGGAGAUCUGCGACCCGAGCAGAGUUUUCCGUCUCCUUGGAUCUGACAGGGUGGUGGUUCUGGAGAGUCGGCCCACGGAUAACCCGACAGCGCUCAGCAACCUCUACAUCCUAGCAGGUCAUGAGAACAGUUACUGA